Molecule: messenger RNA, 9943 nt
Organism: Melanotaenia boesemani (Boeseman's rainbowfish)
Lineage: Eukaryota; Metazoa; Chordata; Actinopteri; Atheriniformes; Melanotaeniidae
Product: PH and SEC7 domain-containing protein 1-like
Exons: 18
Coding region: 363-5129 (1588 amino acids)
Biological process (GO): regulation of ARF protein signal transduction
Molecular function (GO): phospholipid binding; protein binding; guanyl-nucleotide exchange factor activity
Source: RefSeq, a predicted model, not a curated record
UGGACCGCCGCGGUUCUGGCGCGCGCUGCCUGCAGCAAACUGCGAUGCAACAGCAUCAUCUCUUCUCCGGUAGCUGCUGCCGCUGAGUCACCAGAGACACCACAACAUUAUCUGGUAUGAGGAAUAGGGAGGUGUUGGAGGUGUCCCCUGGGCAUAUUUGUCCUCUGGCCAGUCUGUGGUCGGCACUCUGGGAGGCAGAAGAAAGACCGUCUAAAAAUAAACUGACACCCACCACCAGCAAAAAAAUUAAUCCAUGUCAACAAGAAGAUAAAGGACAAAGAAGUACCUCUCUUUUGCCCUGUCCAACUCGUUCUCUGCUCCAUUUCUAUUUUUCUGUUCUUAUUACAUGCUGAGAGGAGGUCAUGUCCCAGUCUGGAAAAGUCCUUCAUCUGUAUGUGGAAGUGAGGUCUGCCCCAGAUCAGAAUGGAAAGAGUGAAGAAAGAAUUGCUCAGGGGAUUUCAGUUCAGGACAGUCCUGAGGAGCUCCUCACUCAGUUAGCGAGCCAGACGACCAGCGGCAAAGUCUCCACAGCUCACCACCUGAUUCAGGACAGCACCCACAGUCAGUCUCCUUCUAAAAAUAUUGCAGGCUUUCAGCUCAAACAAGCCAGCAACUCCCCUAAAGUCAGCAAACGCUGGAGUUCGCCCGUCCAUUCUUCACCAUCUCAUGGAGUGGUCGGUGUCCAUCACACUCCUCCUGAUGGGACGCGAUCCGUGGUGACCUUCAGUUACGUUGAGAAGUCCAAUGUAAAGACUGUGGACAGUCCUCGUAACUCUAUGUGCGAUAGACGAACCAGAGAGGAACGAUCUAUCCCCUCCCACUUUCAGAAACGCUGCAGCGAUCCAGUGUGGUUUGGAAGUCCCAGUUCAUCGUGCAGCUCAAGCCCUAAGCUGACUUUCCAAUCUCCAGGGAGUCACCAGCAGACUUUCUCACCCAGCUUUCGCCAGCCACACUUGGACCCAAUCGGCAGGGCAGCUACGCAGAGGGCUGUGGAGGAGUUUGGCUCCCCCUUACUGAGGAUCAAACUAGCCCAUGCACUUGAGCACAUCUCAUCCUUCCGCUACAACCAACAGCCACGCUGUCAGUCCUGGGCUGGAUCACCAGUUCAGCGUCAGAACAUCGGCAUAAACCCCAAAGACCACAUCGCAGACAAGAACCAGGCUACUGACAGGCUUCCUCGGAGCCCAGGAUCGGAACAGCUAUUUUCAAGGCCAGGGUCCUGUGCUGAGCCUCAGAGCCCUCCUCACUGGAGAGGAGAAAACAGAGCAAUGACAGGGAGUCCUGCCACCAAAAGGCACAUUCAGGAGAGCACUUCACAGCAGGGAGCAAUCCUUAAAUUUGGCAAUAAUGGAGUGGAGGGCUUGAACCAGUUAAGUGACAGCAAAUCUUCCUCUCCAGCUCACAGCCCUGAAGUCGCCUGCAGGCUUGCUGAGGAAGCUUCCAAAGUAUCCUCCAUUUUCACAGAAGCGAGGAGGUCCUCUUUGCACAACGCUUCAGGUGAACAAAUAAGCAGCUCAAACUCUAGAGGGUUUGCUCCAAACGCACAACAGUCUAAGCAAAUGCUUAAGAUGAACAUCCCUUUAAAUGACCAACACACGCCAGCAACUGACAACACAGACUCUCACCAGCCUAAAAACUCUCAUACAAAUCAUGACACACACCAGGAAGACCGCUUUCAGAAAAACCAGUAUCAGAGCUCAGUUUUCUUAUCAGCCGCUCAGAGUUCCCCCGCCUUACCGUCACGUGUCCUCCGCCCUUCUCAUCCUCCCACUGAGAUCAGCUCUCCCAUUAGAGACCCGAGGCUUUUCCAAGCUGAACUCCGAGCUCCGGACACCCCUACCUUGCAUCGCCGUCAGCCACCACAGUACACUGGAGACACCUGGUCAACAAGUCUGGACAGGAGAGGAGAUGUAAACUGUUUUGAGAAAACAGACUGCACAGAAAUUGCUCGUAGGCUCUUUAUCAAUCAACGCGUUGAGGAAGCACCGGUCAGUUGGACUUCCAGGCAACAGUGGUGGAACCGAACCGAGAACAUCCCCAGGCCUGCGUCUGAGUCCAGCACCGUUCAAACUCCCAAUCAACGGUCCGACCAGCGGCCGCUCAGCCCAACGUCCCAGCAGAAACGGGCCGAGCAGAGACGGAGAGAGAUCCUUCUGCUAGGGCCAGUGGCGCUGGACUCUGCAGAGGAGGAUGAAGGCUGUGACGAGGGAGGGCAGGGCGGUGAGGUGGAGGGAUAUGAGGAAGCCCAUCAACCUCAUUUGGAGAGGGGAGGAGACCCUCCGGAGGUGGAGCAGAAUGGAGUGAUGGGAGGAUCCUCAAGGAGCUCUAGUGGGGUGACAGGGAGCUUGGGGGACAGAGACUGUGUGUCCCCUGAGUCCAGUCAGUCCAGUCACCAGAGCAACGAGACGGGGGCAGCCACCUCAGGGAUACAGACGGACAGUGGAAGUGCAGCUCCCGUGCCUUCGCUUCACUGUCAGAGGAUUGCACGCGCUAAGUGGGAGUUUUUAUUCGGGACCCCUGCAGAGGAAGCUGCUGGCAGCAGAGGGGAGAAAAAUUCACUAGAAGUCUCCACAGCUCCUCCCAGUGGUAACUCCAGUGAGUCUCCCACCCCGACUCCCCCGUCCUCGCUGCCUCUACUGUCUGCCAAUCACGAGGUGCAGCACGUGGAGGUAGAACUUGUGACUCCUCCCCCAGCUGUCAUCGGGACGUCCCCCAAAACUGGCAUCAUUCGCCGGACGCUGAAGUACUCAGAAACGGACUUGGAUGCCGUCCCACUUCGCUGUUACCGUGAAACGGACAUCGAUGAGGUGCUGCUUGGAGAGCAGGAUGACGCCGACUCUGCGUUCGGGAGUAACCGCAGCGUACAGGGCACUUCGGGGACGGGCAGUAGUCCUCUAGGGAGGUUAGGUUAUGGAAGGACCAGAGAGGAUGAAGAGGGAAAAAAAGAUGGGAAGGAGAAGGAAGAAGAGGAGGAGAACGAAGAUGAGGAGGAAGAAGAGGAAGAAAUGGUGAGCUGGGCAAGUGUGAGGAUGCAAGGAGACAGCAGGAAGCAGCAGUAUGCAGCUGAGGAGGAGCCGGAGGUGUUUGGACACCUUCCGAUGAGAUCAAUGGAAACCUUUUUUGACAACCACAACCCGGCCCUGAAAUCCCCCAUCUUAGUCGCCGGUCCCCGCUUGGCUGCUGAAGACACCUUCAGCCGACACUUUGAGACCAUCAUGGAGUCCCACCGAGCCAAAGGCACAUCAUACAACAGUCUGGACAGUGAAGAGCUGCUGACCUCCAGCACCCAAACUGUGCUGAGCUUCGACCUGCCCACGCUAACCCCUGCCAUCCAUGGACCGGUAUGCCAGAGCGCCAGGCAGAUCGUCCAGCUCAGCUUUGCCCCGCUGGCACACGACGAGAGGCCCAGUCUCUCUGAUUCUAUCUUUACAGUGACGGGGGACUCAGACGCCACCAGAGCUCCCUCCAGCGAGAGGCUGAGCAGCGGCUCGGAUGAUGCUCUGCCCAAAGCACAAGAGUGUGGACAGCUGGGGAGCAGCUGGUACAUCAACCCCUCUUUCUCUUUACCCAGCAGAGAAAAAGCACGUCUGGCGACGGACUCAGAACUGGACCAAGACCUCAGCGAGCGGCUCUGUCUGGGCAGCAGCGACACCCUCACCAACGGCAGCCAUCGCGCUGAUGUGGCGGCCGCCAAACGCUUGGCCAAACGUCUCUUCAACUUGGAAGGCUUCAGGAAGUCUGAUGUGUCGCGUCACCUCAGCAAGAAUAAUGACUUCAGUCGCAUGGUUGCAGAGGAAUAUCUUAGUUUCUUCAACUUCACCGGCCUCGCUCUUGACCAGGCACUGCGGACUUUCCUUCGGCAGUUUGCCCUGAUGGGGGAGACUCAGGAGAGGGAGAGGGUGCUGUCACACUUUUCAAGGCGUUACUUGGACUGCAACCCAAAAGUCAUACCAUCAGAGGAUGCAGUCCACACACUUACCUGUGCCCUAAUGCUGCUGAACACUGAUCUGCAUGGUCAGAACAUUGGCAAGAGGAUGUCAUGUACACAGUUCAUUGGCAACCUGGAAGGACUGAACGAUGGCCAAGAUUUUCCCAAAGAUCAGCUUAAAGCUCUCUACAACUCAAUUAAGAAUCAGAAGCUGCAGUGGACACUGAAACAUGAUGAGGAAGAGCUGCGGAAGUCGUUUUCGGAGCUCGGGGACAGCCUGUGCGACUCUGACACCUCCAGGUCGAUGAAGAGGGAGGGCAGCAGCGGGAAGCCCCUGUCAGACGGGACACAGCCGUCCGGAACGCUGCUCUACAAGAACGGAUUCCUGGUCCGCAAAGUUCACGCAGAUUCCGACGGAAAGAGAACACCGAGAGGAAAGAGAGGAUGGAAAACCUUCUAUGCCAUCCUAAAAGGGCUAAUUCUCUAUCUGCAAAAAGGGGAGUACCGGCCUGAUAAGCAGCUCUCUGACGAGGACCUGAAGAACGCAGUGUCCAUCCACCACUCGCUGGCAAUGAAGGCUUCAGACUACAGCAAGAGACCCAACGUCUUCUACCUGCGGACCGCUGACUGGAGGGUUUAUCUCUUCCAGGCGCCGAAUGCUGAGCAGAUGCAGUCUUGGAUCACUCGCAUCAACACAGUGGCUGCAUUGUUCUCAGCUCCUCCCUUUCCGGCAGCCAUCGGCUCUCAGAAGAAGUUCAGCCGGCCGCUGUUGCCGGGGACGAUGUCGAAGCUGCCUGAGGAGGAGCAGGUCAGAUCCCAUGAAACUCGAUUCAGAACUAUCUCCACUGAGCUGGCUGAGCUGAAAUCUUAUCCUCCUGACCGUAAAGUCAAAGGCCGCGAGUUGGAAGAGUACCGCCAACGUGACGAGUAUCUGGACUUUGAAAAAACGCGAUACGGGACCUACAUCAUGCUGCUGCGAGCUAAGAUCCGAAGUGGGGAGGACGACCUGUCUCUGUUUGAGUCACUGCUCCUGGAGGACAACAGCCUGCAGAGGGCUCACUCCAGCCCCACGCUGCAGGACAGUAGCCAAGCCAGCAGCAUCAGGGAUGAAGGGAACAGCAGCAGAGCCAGCGCAUGCAGCAGCAGCAAGCCUCGUCAGGAAGGCCAGAGACACAGCUACCGCCAGGCCGUCAAGAAGUGAGACGGGGCGGGGGGGGCGCCGGGAGCGGCACGACGUUGCACUGCCAGCGGCAAGCUGUCUCCCUGCACAGGUUUUUAUUUGAGAUCCAGGAGGGUUUGGAGCUCUGCUUGAAGGGGGAGCAGGAGUGAGGGGUCUACCCCACGCCCUCCCCUGAAUCACGACGCCCCACCCGGCACCCCGAUCUUCUCAUCUAACAGAUGAGGUUCAGAUCCUGUGACUGGCUCAGUGGCUGGGAAACACCAGCGAGGAUAGGGGUGCAGGAGGUGGGAGGAACAGCUGGGAGGUCAGCGAUCUGCAGAUAGGAGGUGUUUUUAAGAACUCCAGGUGCAGCAGCAGACUGUGCAGAGAUAAAAAGGCUGCUCACGGAUCAAACAGGGCACCACACAGGGACCUGCAUCCAGCAUCCUUUCCUUUUUCUCCCCUUUCAUUCUGUCAGGACACCUCUCUAGCCACGUUCUCCGACCUUUUUUUCUCAGUCUUUUUCUCUGUUUGGGACCAAACAUGUUUACACACUUUGAAUUGUCAUCACAUUAUAGAUGACUCAUGAUUUGGUUUUAGUUGAAUUGCCGCUCUGAUGCAAAGUGCUGUAAUAGACUUAAAAAAACAUCACCAGGCGUAAUGGAGCCACUACAUUCCAGCUCCUUUUUUUGCCACAUCUCCAUGAUGUGUUUGCAUUCCACGCAGGAGCCGGAAACGACAGAUUUUAGCUACAUUUGCCUACACCGUACGACAUGAUGAGAUGACGCGGCUCCUCCCUUCCUCUGGCCACACAUGGCUGGGUAGAGUCGACAGCAUCAGUAGAAGUUCACAAUACUCCUAAAAGACAUCUACUUGAGCAUAUCUUUCCUGGUUGCUUUUGCUUCUGUCCUGUGACGUGCUUCAGUUCUCUUUCUUGGCCGAAUGUUUGUUUUUUGCAGCGAUCCGCAUGCCUGCAUCCAGCACAGCUUUGUUUAGGGCUUUUAAUACUUUGAGGGCAAAAACUGAGAGCGUAAGCUGCUCUCUGGGUUCUGUUGAGUCAUCCUCGUCAUGCCGGUGCCAUUUCCAGCACAUGUAACCUUUGUCUGUACUUAAACCACUCAUUUAAAAACCCCUGUUUUAGACACUCACCAGGCAGACCCUGAAUGUUUUUGUUUUUCAAUAUUUUUACGGUGGAUUUCCGUCAUUUGUUGAUGUUGAACCUGCUCCCUCUGUGUAUGUCAAGUAUAUGAUCAAAUAUGAUAUUUAAGAUAUAAAAGGAAAUGUGUUAUCCAUACUCUGUAAACAUCCAGAACAUGUUGUACUGUAUAUAAUGCACCACCUGCUUAUAUUGUAGGAUAUAUGACAGUAUAUUUGCAAUAUAUUCAGCACACCGAUGUGAUGAUGCAUUAGGAACACUCAGAUUACUCUUGUUAGUCCCAAAAGCGCUACAUGAUAAUCACGUGUAUUGAUUUAUUUUUUAUGGCUUACUAUAUGAAUAUUAGUAAAAAAAAAAAAACUAUGUACCUAUCAAAGAUUAGUAAGGGUGUUUAUGAUCAGGUUAAAAACAAAAUUGUUCUAAGCCAAAACUUAUAGCAUGAUUAUAAUUGGAUCAGUGUUGUUAGAGAUGCAUGAAAAUGUGAGGAAUGCAAACCGAAAAGAAAAGUAGAAAAGGGAUGAAUAUAAGACAGAGAAACAUCUAGUUUAGAAGUGUGUGUGUGUGUGGGUGUGUGUUUGAGCAGACUGGUCUUGAUAUCGAACCGUGUCGUAGUUGGUAGCCAUAAACACCUCAUAGCAUCAUCGAUGCAUAGCCAUUUUCUACUCAGGCUUUAAAAACGACACCUUGAACAGCUGCAGCGCCAGUGUCCAACCAGCAGGGGGAGCUGUCAGCAUUUGGUUUGGUUCCUCUAUUUCAGCCAUAAUCACACCUGCUGUAUCUGCAGUGAAUAUGCACAGCAUCUCCCCUCACACCCUGACCAAGGGGAUGGGUAUUGCAGGGCUACAUGAGACAGGACCUGUUUGUGUUAACCAUGGAUGUAAAAGUCUGUUUGUCAGGUGGAGUGUGUGUGUGUACAUGUGUGGGUGUGUGUGUGUGCAUGUGUGAGUGGGUGGGUGUGAACAUUGUCGACGCUGAGACUGAGCUGGAUUUUCAAAGCCUUGAAAAUUGAAUUUCUGUUUAUUUCAUUCAGCAUCUGCUCCUGUUGGUUUUACAGUUUCUAAAACAGAUGAUUUAAUGUUCAGGCUUGAUAUUCAGUCUCUCAGUCAUGAUUAUGCUGCAGCAUAGAAACUUUAACUGCUGUAAUUUGAGUAGUUUUUAAGCAUUUUCCAGGAUUUGUGUUUUGUUUUUUGUUUUUUACUUUGUCUUCUGGUAUAAAUCUGAGUUUCUUUUGUUUUUUUAGACGCGAAGAACUUUAUGAUUGCUAUUUCUCACAUACUGCCUGAUGUUUUGUAAACCAAACCAUUAAUCAGAGUGGAAAAUGGAUUGAAAAAAAAUUUAAAAAGGAUCAGGAUUGAUGAAUACUUGUAGCCCUGAAAGAUCAAAUUUUUAUCUGCACGUCUCAUCUUUAUUUUCUGUCGCUCAGUCUGGUGUUUUAAAAAGGUUUUUGUGUAUAUUGUGGGCAUAACUGACAUCUUCUAGCUUUUAACUGAUAUGUAAUUUGACUUUACAGUUGUGUGUUUACUAAUAUUGUUUGACUCUGCUGUUUGUAAUGUGGCCAAAUUCAUCGACACAUAUUCAGAAAGAUUAGAUGCCAGUUUAGCAAAACUACAGAAGCCUUUUUCAGGAUUUGUCCUGGAAAUAUAAAAUUAUUAUUAUUCCAUACUCAGAUGCCGUCAUCUAUGUUACUAUUUUUACAUUUUAGAUGUUUUAAUAUGGAGCUGUUAUGAUGUCUGACUUUCACUACAUUGAUGCCAAGCAUAUUUAUAUUAUCAGAAAACUUGAAAGACUUUCUGCUUUUUGCCAAUUCAAUUGAAAAUAUGUGCAAAGGAACUUUAAAAUCCCUUCAAAAACAGAGUGUAUUCAAUUUUAGUUGGAUUUUAUCUGCUGAGAUUGUAUCAUGACAUCAUAUUUAUAUGGCCAACAUGAUAUUAUCUAUAUCGAUUUGUUUUAUAACAAGCUCCCCCAGCCUUUGCCCUCUCUGGGGUCAAUGAUACCCCAGAAUGUCAGUAACUUAAAUAUAUAGAAAUUUAAUAGACACUCUAAUUUAGUUUUUGUCAACUGCUGCCUCUGACAUCAGUAAUGAUUGUUCAAGCUUAAAUACACACAUCAGGGUUGAUGCUUUGAGUCCUGUUCCUAUUUUUUAAAAACUCUACUCAAAAAUUGUACAUGCAUAAUGAUAUAAGUUCUGCAACCAGAUUUGUUAAGAUUCAUUAACACCAGAAUACUGUACACUGGUGAUAAAAAAUGAAGAUAAAACACAGCAAAAAUGAAAUAAUACAGGCUUGACUAAAAAACAAAUACUUUCAGGAUGGGAAUUAUGGGAAUAUCCCUUUAAAAUGAUGCAGCUGUAGCUCUAUUAAUUCAUAUUACAAAAUGUGAACAUUAUUUCUGCAACUGAUAAAAUGAAGCAGAACAAAAUUAGAGAGGUUUAAGUACAGACAGUUGCAGCAAGAACACCAUUUGUUCCCCAACUGGGUGACCUCGGGUUUAAAGUUUAUAGGAAAUUUCUCUUCUCAAGCAAAACUUCUCUCUUGUGAAGAUUUGCUGCUUUUUAUUGUUACUCAAAAUAACUCUGAAUGGACUUUGGAGUCAACAUUUCACAUCAAUAUUUAUGUAUUUUACAUCUAAUUUAACUAUAUGCUCUAAAAACAACACAAAAUGUUGCAUAUUUUUAUCUUCUGACCACAAGAUACUUGUAAUUUAGGUAAUCCAACCCACAAAAUUUAAAGAUGUCCCUUAAGAUUUAGGGGAAGCAUCAGUGUUGUGGCAUCAUCAGUGUGAAUGAACCUUAGCCUAAGCAGAUCACAAAUCAGCCCUUGUCACAUUCUGAGACCAGAUGUGGGCCUAAACUAAACCCAAAGGAAGCCAGAUGUCAACAGAGCUCCUCAUAUUUGAUGCCUGAACAUCAGCUGUGUUUUAAUCAAACACCAACUGAUACAAUCAGCCGUGAAACUGAUCAGAAAUCUGAUCAUAAAGUUAGUUUUGGGGAUAUUUAGAAUUGCACUAAAGAUCCAAAAAGUGAUGAACAAUCAUAUAAUCAGACCUUUGCCCCCCCUCCUCCCUCCAUGUGCCGUCACUGCUCACAGCUGCUUGAUCUCUGUGGUGGUAGUUCACAUGGAAAUGGCUGGUUCCCUUGGUAACGGCUCUGUGAUGCUCAAGUGAAAGUCAGCCUGCUGAGGUGCGUUCACACACGUACGAUACCUCUCUGUUAAAGCAGCGCAUGAAUGCAGCUGCAGCAAGCGUGCACUCGUACUGUCUCCAUCUCUCAUUAGCCUCAUUUCUGAAUGUAAAUAAAGCAUGUGAUAUUAGUCUGCUUUCAUUUAUAUUAUGGUUAAAGUAUUAAAUGAAAGGUUAAUAUACAAGGUAGGUCUACGUGUUUUCCUGUCUUUGAGCUCAUGGUCACUUUUUUUGUUAUUUUUUCUAUCAAUGUGAAUGAAGGAAAUGGCUAUAUUUAAUGCUGUUAUAUGCUGUUGUGUUUUAGAGAAUCGAGCCAGCUCAUACAAAUCUUUUUACAUGUCUGGUCUGAUCUGUCUGAGUUUUUUUUAGACUGGUGCAGGUUAAGGCAAUGUUCAUUUUAUGCUAUAUAUCCAGUGAGCUACAUGUGUCACUGCCUUGUUAAAACUCACCAAGGAAAUGUUGUUUGUGAGCUUCUCAUUUGGGAGGCAUAGAGGAUAAAAAUUAAAGUGUUUUGAAAGCUUUA